CCCUGCCGCCUCCGCCGCGCUCCCGCCCCUCGGGCCGAGGCUGUCACCGCGCCUGGCGCCGGGCGCCGCCAGCAUGUUUGACAGGACGCGGCUGCCCUUCGUGGCGCUGGACGUGCUCUGCGUGCUGCUGGCUGGCUUACCCCUUGGUGUUCUAAACUUGGCCAAAAUAAAACCGUAUCAGAGAGGCUUUUUCUGUAAUGAUGACAGCAUCAAGUAUCCGUUCCAUGACAGUACCAUCACAUCCACUGUCCUCUACACAGUGGGGUUCACCCUGCCCAUUUUCUCUAUAAUCGUAGGAGAGGCUCUCUCAGUCUUUUAUAAUAAUUUGCACUCAAAUUCAUUUGUCAGAAAUAACUACAUAGCCACUAUUUACAAAGCCAUUGGGACCUUCAUUUUUGGGGCAGCUGCUAGCCAGUCGUUGACAGACAUUGCCAAGUACUCCAUAGGCAGACUGCGUCCUCACUUCCUUGCUGUGUGCCAGCCCGACUGGUCGCGGAUCAACUGCAGCCUGGGCUACAUUGAGAACUUCACUUGCCAUGGGGACAAAGCAAAAAUCAAUGAGGGAAGACUAUCCUUUUAUUCUGGCCAUUCUUCAUUCUCCAUGUACUGCAUGCUCUUCGUGGCACUUUAUCUUCAGGCAAGAAUGAAAGGAGACUGGGCAAGACUUGUACGUCCUACCAUACAGUUUGGUCUCAUUGCUGCAUCUAUCUACGUGGGUCUCUCACGUGUUUCUGACUACAAGCAUCACUGGAGUGAUGUUUUAACAGGACUUAUCCAGGGUGCAGUGGUAGCUGUGCUCAUUGUUGUGUAUGUGUCGGACUUCUUCAAAGUAAGGGGAUGUACAUUUCAACCAAAAGAAGAUUCCCACACAACCCUCCAUGAGACUCCAACAAAUGGAAAUCACUUUGGCAGCAAUCAUCAACCAUGAAGAAUGACCACAUCACCUGUGUUGCUCUGAAAGAAAACAAUUUCACAAGUCUAACUAUGUAAUAUAAGUAAAUGCCUUUAAGGGACUGCUGCUGCUCUUGGAUGCUCACUUUACCUGUAUAUAGUAACAUCUACCACAGUUAUUGUAUAUCUAAACUUUGGAUUUCUGUUGGUUCAAGCUCUUGCUUAAAAGAAAGCUAUUAAAUUGUAAAUUUUUAUUGAAAACAGUAACAAGUUAUAUUACAUACACUGCUGUUUGUACAUGCCUUGUUGAAUCAACUGUGGUUUAAGUAAACACCAUUAAAAGGAAUUACUUGAUAUGGAAGCCA
Molecule: messenger RNA, 1256 nt
Organism: Malurus melanocephalus (red-backed fairy wren)
Lineage: Eukaryota; Metazoa; Chordata; Aves; Passeriformes; Maluridae
Gene: PLPP1
Product: phospholipid phosphatase 1
Exons: 6
Coding region: 74-928 (284 amino acids)
Biological process (GO): signal transduction; phospholipid metabolic process; phospholipid dephosphorylation
Molecular function (GO): phosphatidate phosphatase activity
Source: RefSeq, a predicted model, not a curated record